Molecule: messenger RNA, 1671 nt
Organism: Rubroshorea leprosula
Lineage: Eukaryota; Viridiplantae; Streptophyta; Magnoliopsida; Malvales; Dipterocarpaceae
Source: the annotation of a GenBank genome assembly
GGUUCAAUGAUUCCAAUGCGUGUGUUAGAGUCAGAUUCAAUAGCCUCAGUGAAGCUCAGGAUCCAGACAUGUGAAGGGUUCGUAGUGAAAAAACAGAAACUUGUUUAUGGAGGCAGAGAGUUGGCUCGUAACGAUUCUCUUCUUAAGGACUACGGUGUCAAGGAAGGCAAUAUGUUGCAUCUGGUUCUUAAGCUCUCCGAUCUCUUGUUCAUCACUGUAAAGACUGCUUGUGGGAAAGAGUUUGAGUUUCACGCUGAUAGAUAUAGAAAUGUUGCGUAUCUCAAGCAAAGAAUCGCAAAAAAGGGGAAAUGGCUUCUGGAUGUUGAUGAUCAGGAAAUCUUCUUCAAUGGGGAAAAGCUUGAUGAUCAGAGGCUUAUUCAUGAUAUUUCUAAGGAUAGCAAUGUUGUGAUCCAUUUGUUGGUUCAGAAAUCUGCCAGAGUGAGGGCUAAGCAUGUUGAGAAAGAUUUGGAACUCUCAGUUGUCGCCCAGAAUGAUUGCAAUGAGAGGAGAGAUGGUGAGGUAGUAGUAAGAGAGAACAGAUCAUCCGACGAGGUGAUUGAGGAGCCACCAGUUAGAGAUUUCUGGUUGGGACCAGUUAUUGUUAAUCCUAAUGUCAAAUUGCCCUCUUUCAUUUGGGACAUGAUUAAUUCUACAUCUGAUGGUUUGGAGAGAGGGCAUCAGCCUCUCAGAUCAUCUGAAGGAACAGGAGGAACUUAUUUUAUGCAGGAAAAAGAGGGUCUUGAAUUUGCCUCCGUUUUCAAGCCCAUUGAUGAGGAGCCAAUGGCUGUGAAUAAUCCCCAAGGGUUACCUGUAUCCAGAGAUGGUGAAGGAUUGAAGAGGGGAACAAGGGUUGGAGAAGGGGCUUUGAGAGAAGUUGCAGCAUAUAUAUUGGAUCACCCCAAGAGUGGGCCUCGCUUGUUAUCUGGCCGCAUUGGUCUUCCCGAUGGGUUUAACGGUUUCCCCAAUAAUGCGCAUCCGGCCAGAGCCACGAUGGAGAUUGAGUCGAGGAUGAAGAUGGGGGGUCGGGUUGGGGUAUUGCACUUCUUCACACAUCAUGUGGAAGCUAAAUCCGUGUGCAGAGUGGUCAUUGCUGUGAGUGAUGGGUCUGUGUUACGCUUCCAUUGUUAAUUCUUUAUCUCUAACCUUAUUGUAUACUUGUAGUUGCAGCUCUUAGUAUUUUCAUUCUCUCAGUUUAUGGAGGAUUUGCAAUUCGUUGAAGAAAGUGUGAAGAUUGGAAUUUUUUCUCCCGUUUCCCCUCAUUUUCAAGUAAGAUCCUCCACUAAAACCUCGAGAAAUCCAUCAUUUUAUUCUUUUCUCAACUCUUUUUUUUAAAAAUAAUCCUUAAGAAAUCCAUCAUGUUUGGAGGAUUUGGUGAUUUGGGUGAGCUAUCAAAUAUGCAUGACCAAUUUGGAGUAAAGAAAAUUUUCUCCAUUUCCCUUCAUGUUGAAGCAAGGUCUUCCUCCAGUCAUCUUCUUUUUGAAAUUUUUAGCAAAUAAUAAGUUAUGUUCUUUUCAUCUGGGUCUCAUCAAUUCAUGCGUGUUGUGAGCGUGUGAUUGUGAAAGGAACCAAUGAAAAAGGAAAGUGGGGAAGAAGGCUAUUGAAAAAGGGAAAGCUUUGCUUCUUUGCUUUGUGUGUAAUUAAUUGGAGAGUAAGUAAAGGUUGAUGCUUUGU